This is a messenger RNA of Alosa alosa (allis shad), 1782 nucleotides long. RefSeq names its product calcium/calmodulin dependent protein kinase II inhibitor 1 (gene camk2n1). Gene Ontology annotation, biological process: negative regulation of protein kinase activity. Gene Ontology annotation, molecular function: protein kinase binding; calcium-dependent protein kinase inhibitor activity. The record is from RefSeq and is a predicted model, not a curated record. The coding region runs from base 445 to 684 and encodes 79 amino acids. The transcript has 2 exons. Lineage: Eukaryota; Metazoa; Chordata; Actinopteri; Clupeiformes; Clupeidae.
UAAUUUGUUUGCCUGCACCAGGAAGAUCCCGGCACAGUGACGCGCUUUCUCCAUCGGGUCUCGUAGGGAUCCGUGUUUUGCAUCGCUCUCCGAUUUGCAUUUCUUUCUCAGAUUUUCCGUGCUACGUUCCAGCCGCCCAAACCUGCGCGCAUACCUCCGCAAUUGUAUGCCUUCCAAUUUCCCAAGUUGCACGUUUGGAAACCACUGGAAAAUUUGAAUAUUGUUUCUAUGCGAAGCCAGUGGAGUGGAGAGGGGAAAUUCGGAAAUUCGCAUCCACUUGCUGUUAGACUACACGUGCCUAGAGAGGUAGGCAAAAUAUCACUGGGGUUGAGGACGACAGUGUGGGAAAUUUGCCGUUUUUCCAUAUCGGAUUUAAGGAUAUUUUCUGUGUAAGCAGUCUCAUUUGGCUUAAGCGUCGGUUGAGUUAAGACGUUUAGGCUAGAUAUGUCGGAAGUGCUACCAUACAACGAAGAUAAAAUGACUGCUUAUGGGAACGAAGGGGAUGAAGACCACCUUUCCUUCACCUGUCGCCUACAAGAUACCAAUAACUUCUUCAGUGGUUCACAAAAUAAGCGACCACCAAAGCUUGGGCAGAUUGGGCGAAGCAAAAGAGUCAUUGAAGAUGACACGGAUGCUGAAGGGGCGAUGGAGAACCCGACAGAGAAAUCCAACUCGGGAGUGUAGAGAAGAAACACCCCACGAUGGCACCCAAAGACUCGUUUUGUAUAUUUAGCAUUGAUGGUUUCUACCCAAAGACAGUGUAAGACAAAAGCACCCUUUUCCCCCUCCAAGGCAGCAAGCGCUGAGUGUAACCUUUCGACAUCUCGCCAUCGUCGCCACCGAAAAGUCUGUCCACUGGACUCAUGUCCAGUGAGGCAGCAAGCAAGCACACUGAUCCGCAGACCAGGGGAGUCUGCACAUGUGCAUGAUGGAGAUCUAUGUUUUUAAAACAAAAAAGCACUCACACACACACACACACACAAUUUUAUUUUUCCCUCACAUGGAAUCUGAAGCAAUGACAAUGGAGUGUUUCCUUGGUUUUAGAGAGAGAGAGAGUGCAAUAGUUUAUACCUUUUUUGAGGUUUAAGAGUGUGUGUGUGCAUUUCUACACCAAAUCAGCAUGUUGCCCUCAAACUGUGGUUUGGUGUACAAAUCCUGAGGACGAGCGGGCAGAGGCAAUCUCUGAUUCUGAUAGCAAUCGUGACUUUCUUCCACAGAUGGAUGUAAAAUGAUCACUUAGAGGAGAGAUAUUUAUUAAAUCUUUGGAUAAUGUUUUUCAGUGUUUUAAGUCUGAGCAACUGUUUUGUAGGAACAGGAUAACAAAGAUUAUGUUCUGUUAUUUGUUUUAUUUUGUUUUUUCUUUUGUAAUGUACUGAAUUUUGAUGUUGCUUGACAGUUUUAAAACCAUCAGCUCCCAAUGUCUUUUGCAGCAGGUUAUUUUAUACAUAACACAUAUUUAUAAGCUUGUCAGGGUCAUCUGGAAUGUUAAAGGUCAUUAUGAUGAAUACUAAUAAUCUAGAGAAACUAUUUCUAUUGUGUAAAGUAAUAUUGUAGGUGUGCCAAAUUUACAGCAGUGUCAUGUUUCUCCUGUGCUCUUGGCACAAGUCCAUGUUCCUUUGCUCAUGUUUACAGGGCUGUUUCAUAUUGGUGGUUUAAACCCCCUCCUUCCCAUGCAUGGCAAACCUAAAGACCUCGAGACCCUUCUUAAUAUAAACAAUGUUGUAGCCGUUUCACAUGCAUUUCUACCGUAGCAUCUGUAAUAAAGAUUUUUGGAAACCUGGA